AUGGCAGGGAGAUUUCUGCAAGUCUCUGCUUACAAGGACCUCUUGUCACAUUCUCGGUUUUUCCUUACACUCCGCUCACAAGGGGAUCGUUACCAUUCUCUCAUUCUCUUCCGCCUUUCGUCAGAGAAGUCUGCAGAAGAGUUGCUGACCGGGAAGGAUGUCCGGCCAGCUGACCCCGAUGAUUGGCAGCUCUACGCGAUGGAGGCCAGCUGCCCUCAUCUCGGUGCCGACCUCUCUCAUGCUGAGAUCGAGCAGUGCGACACAGGUGCCGUUGCCGUCUGUCCUUGGCAUAGGUAUGACUUUGACCUCCGAACCGGCAAAAGUGAAACAGGUCUGAAGGCCUGUACAUACGCUACUCAGGUGAGAACGGACGAUGAAGGGGUAGACAACGUAUGGGUUGAGACGCCGGAUGGAGGUACCAAUUGGCGACUCGUGGAACUGAGACCCGUGUCCGAAGAAUUUGCUGACCCACCGCCGACCACUCCUGACUUGUCACGCCUUUCAUUAUCCGCGCAGGGCACUGGCGGCGAUAAUUUCACGCGGCCAGAAGAGGUCGUGCCUACUGAAGGAGCGCCGUCAACUCUCAUGCAGUGGGCGGUUCUCAUUCUGAACACUAAAGAUCCAACCAUGAAGGUCCAACGAACGAAACAUGCUGUGCACUUGUUCAGAAAAGGCCAACUAAAAUCUAUCGGCCAUCGCUCGUCAACGGCCCCUCGACCUCCAGACGUUCCGCCCCGCCACGAUUCAUACACAAACAAUCUCGUAGACCCAAGAAAGGCCGGUAAGCGAAAGAACAAAGCCAUGAUGCUACACGCAUUGGCCAAUGUGGAACAGUGGGCAAUUGAUUUGGCAUGGGACAUCAUUGCUCGCUUCGGCCCUGACCACCCAGAACUUCCGCCAGCCUUCUUCUCCGAUUUUAGCAAGAUGGCGCUUGACGAGUCCAAGCAUUUCUCCCUCCUCGUAGCGCGACUCGCCGCGAUUUCACCAAGCACGCCGUACGGCUCCCUCCCCGUCCACGCUGCCCUGUGGAGUUCCGCAAGCGUCACCUUUUCUUCACUGCGUGCGCGGUUGGCAAUAAUCCACAUGGUACACGAAGCUCGUGGACUGGACGUGAAUCCGGGGACGAUUGAGAAAUUUAGGCGCGCGGGCGACCUGGAGAGCGUAAAAGCACUAGAAAUCAUACACCAAGACGAGGUGACGCACGUCGCGACUGGACACCGGUGGUUUACCUGGAUAUGCGCACAGCAAGGCGUGGACCCCGUGCAGACGUUCAGGCAGGAUGUCCGAAGGUGUUGGAAAGCCGAAGUGAAGGGGCCGUUCAACGUGGAGGCUCGCGGUAUCGCGGGGCUCACCCCGGAUUUCUAUGAGAAUCUCAGAGGCGACCUGCCGAAUGAUUAA
Molecule: messenger RNA, 1398 nt
Organism: Sparassis crispa
Lineage: Eukaryota; Fungi; Basidiomycota; Agaricomycetes; Polyporales; Sparassidaceae
Product: DUF455-domain-containing protein
Exons: 7
Coding region: 1-1398 (465 amino acids)
Molecular function (GO): 2 iron, 2 sulfur cluster binding
Source: RefSeq, a predicted model, not a curated record